Messenger RNA from Lindgomyces ingoldianus, 1367 nucleotides. RefSeq lists its product as uncharacterized. Bases 218 to 1174 code for a protein of 318 amino acids. NCBI's taxonomy places the organism in Eukaryota, Fungi, Ascomycota, Dothideomycetes, Pleosporales, Lindgomycetaceae. The record is from RefSeq and is a predicted model, not a curated record. The transcript has a single exon.
CAGCAAUCUCGCCGCAUUGCAGUUCGCUAUUUCCGAGAGGCAGGAGAUAUUGCUCUGAAGCACAUUUUAACAGCUGCGCAUCAGAAUGCUGAAGCUCGGCAUUGCGUAGGACCACUCAGAGGACCUAGAUGCUCAUUGUGCUCGCUAGUUGGACAGACAUAUUGUCGGCACCCGAGACCCGACGUACCCUCUCGGACGCGACUGCAUACGACAAGCAAUGGCUAAUAUAUCGCCGUCAGGUGCGGUUGUGCCAGCUUCGUCUUUCUCGCCGCAUCUCAAGAGCAAGGAUGUAGCAGUCUCGGGUUCGAGCAUACAGGUCACAGCAACUACGAACGAAGACGAACAGGUGGAGGGGAGCAAGAAGGAUAAGAAAAAGAGGUGGUCCAGAGCCUUCACUUUUCUGAAACGUAGGAAGGGAAAGAAAGAGACGCCUAAUUCGCAGACAACCGUGGUAGUGGAUGAGUUGAAAGGAGAAGCCGAACCCCUUACCGCCAUUGAGGUCCUAGUUGAUCCUGAGCAAGCACAAGCAGCUCCGCUCCUCAAAGUAGCCGAGGCUGGACAGCAAACUGAAUUACAACCACCCAGCGACGCUCAGCAUACUACGGCGGGUUCGCAAGCCCACAAUGCUACCGGUACAACCAGCCCUCCAUCUUCUGACUGGGUCCCUCCCAGGCCUAUCAUACCAGAACUCAAACCUGCACCUGCCUCGGCUUCCACUACCCCACAAACAACUCCCCCACCACUCCCCCAGCCCCCUGCCGCCUCAAUAGCUCCAAUCCCUCUCCCAGCCCCUCCUCCCCGACCUGUAAUCGCUAUCCCAUCCUCCUUCCAUGCUCGCACCCGCGAGGACACACACCUCAUCGCCAAUGCCAUUCUCGCUGCCGCUCGCAGCGACCCCUCACUACCCUCCCAGAAAACCCCCAAUCGCACAUUCACAUCCACCACCGCAUCCCCAUUCACAGCCACGUCUACCUACCAAUCAUCUUCUGCUCCGCAUAUAACUACAACGUCUACGACUAAAUCAAGGACAAUCGCGAAUGUAGGAUAUCACGAUGGGAAAGGUGCGGCGGGUUGGAGUGGUACAAGGGGCGUGGAUUGGGAGUACCCGUUGAAUAAGAAGAUUGGCGGGAAGAAGGUUUUGGCGGGGUAUGCACAUUGUCAGCCAGGGAGAUAGUGUAGGUUUGAGUUUUGGGGGGAUUGGAGUUGGGUCUGAGGCCUGGAAUUUUGUUUGAUGUCAGCGUUGAUGAUGAUGUUAGCGUUAUAGAGAACUGCGUGACCGCACUCAGUGGUGCUGCUGCAAUAGCCCUUCGGUUGGAGGGACAGACUUGUGAUUAUCUUGCCUGCUUUGGCGGUGGGUUUUGGCGUUU